AUGGACGAACAGCGUGCAACAUCCUCGACUCCUUCAAACGGUGAAUUCAGCGGAUUCCCGUUCAAGUAUCGUGAUCUCGAUCUUGAGAGGCCUACUUUUCGGCUUGUGCGACUUUUCAAAGGCGAAAGUACAGACUGCCUUGGCUGCGAGAUAUUCCACGCCUCAUUCUGCAACCGGGAGACCUCUAUUUCCUAUGACGCGUUAUCCUAUACAUGGGGCAAUGAUGAAGAUCGCCGCAUCCUAUAUGUCAGGGGAGGGCAACUGGAAGUCACUCCGAACCUAUACGCGGUGCUGGAAGCUCUGCGCUCCUCGACGCAGGAUCGGAUCCUAUGGAUUGACGCUCUUUGCAUCAACCAAAAGAGUCUUGGGGAGCGGCAACACCAAGUUGGGCAAAUGGGACGCAUCUAUGGAAGUGCGGACACGGUUCUUUUCUGGCUCGGGCCCUCAACGUCUGCAACGAACAUCGCACUAGAGUCCUUAAAAAAACUUCAAGAGCAGAGCGCAAUGUAUAACUACAAGACCUGGAAUCGAAUGGAUCAGCGUUGGGACAAGUUAUGGUCCGACUUACUGCCCGAGCUGGAAAACACCUACCCAAAUUUGUCAUCCCGCCUACGAGAAGGCUUACAAGAUCUUUUGAGUCGAUCAUGGUUUGAGAGAGUGUGGAUUCUACAAGAAGUCGCCAAUUCGAAGAAGGCCUACGUGUGCUGUGGCAAAAUGGACCCGGAAAAUCUGCCUAAUCCGCUCGGUAAUACCACUAUCCUCCCUAGAAAAGCGCCUAUCGUUCCAGCCCAGUAUUUGCGUGGACGAGAAAUAUGGGAUGUUCUGUUGCAGCAAUGGAGCAGUAUCGAGAUUCCCAACGAAGUUGUUAGGGAAGCAGCAAGGAAUGGAGGAAAGGAGGACAUGGAGCUUCUACUCCAACGACGGCCGCACGACAUUGACAUCACUCGAGAGGUCAUUGAGGCUGUAGUGGAGAAUACUACAGGAGGAAACGAGAUCGUAGCAUUUCUUCUCCACCAACGAGGAUAUGAGACUACAAUAGUUGCGGGAUGGACCUCGCAAGGGGAGGACAUGAUAAUUCGGCUCCUUCUCAACGAAAUGGCAUGCUUAACGGAGAAUAUUAUUCACGCCGCGGUAAUUACCUGGAGCCCAGCCGGACUACGGCAGCUUUUCAAGAAAAUGCCGCUUCGGACUACUAUGACUUCCCAAGAUAUUAUGAAGGCGGUAGUCGGGUAUUCAGAGCCAUUGCAAUCGGGGCUUCACGAAGAAAAAUGGUAUAAGAUUCCGGUUAGGAGGGAGGCGCGGGACUCCAAGGAGUGGAUAUUAGAUCUUGUUCUCCAAGAAAGGGGGGAUGAGAUUACGAUUACGGAAGAGAUUAUGAAGGUGGCAGCACGGAACCCAAACCCGGGGGUAUUAGAAUUUCUUAUCCGAGAAAGAGGGUAUGAGAUUACAAUUACUGAGGAGGUUAUGAAGGCAGCAGCACAGAACGCCAGCCCGCUGGUAUUAGAGCUUCUUCUCGAUAAAAGAGGGCAUGAGAUUACAAUUACAGAGGAGGUUAUGAAGGCAGCAGCACAGAACGCCAACCCGCUAGUAUUAGACCUUCUCUGGAGAAAACGGACUGGGAUUGCCGAGUACGUCGCCGACCUGAGACAGUCGAUCAUCCGGUCGGACAUAAUGUCAGGGCCGGAGUAA
Molecule: messenger RNA, 1689 nt
Organism: Scedosporium apiospermum
Lineage: Eukaryota; Fungi; Ascomycota; Sordariomycetes; Microascales; Microascaceae
Exons: 4
Coding region: 1-1689 (562 amino acids)
Source: RefSeq, a predicted model, not a curated record